Molecule: messenger RNA, 2512 nt
Organism: Leptopilina heterotoma
Lineage: Eukaryota; Metazoa; Arthropoda; Insecta; Hymenoptera; Figitidae
Exons: 13
Coding region: 100-2430 (776 amino acids)
Biological process (GO): dephosphorylation
Molecular function (GO): phosphatase activity
Source: RefSeq, a predicted model, not a curated record
GAAUUCUUUUCUUGGCAUCUUUGUAUUGUGCAUUCGCAGUCUUUGGGAUAAGAAAAAUCUUUUCAUAUCUCCAUAUUUAAAAAUUUAUAAUUAAAUAAAAUGAAACUAUAUCUUAAAUUUUGGGGAUUACUUUUAAUUGCAGUGUGCAUUUCAAGUGAAGAAUUAGAAAAUGAAUUCGAACUGCCAAGGAAUUUGAAACUACAAAUGGUCAAUGCCAUUUUUAGACAUGGAGAUCGUACACCACAACCAAUUUAUAAUGAGACGUAUCCAAAUGAUCCAUUUGCAAACGAGACUUAUUAUCCUCUGGGAUUUGGGGCAUUGACAAACGGCGGAAAAUUAAGAGCCUUUGAAUUGGGUACUUUUUUAAGGAGUAGAUAUAACGAAUUUUUGGGUGCCACUUACAUUCCUGAAGAUAUUACUCCCAUAAGUACUUAUAUAGAUAGGGCAAAAAUGACCCUACUUGCUGUUCUAGCUGCUUUGUACCCUCCAGAUGCAGUACAAAAGUGGCAUCCGACUCUUAAUUGGCAGCCAAUACCAAUAAUUUAUGAGAAAAUUGAUAACGAUAUUUUACUAUUUUCUAGAAGAUGUCCGAAGUACAAAAAAAUGUGGAAAGAAAUUGAAGAAUCAGAGGAAGUAAAGCAAAUGUUUGGAAAAUUCAAAUCACUUACAAACAAUUUGACAAAUUUCAUGGGAAAAAACAUUACAACGCCCGCUGAUGUAUCUUCUGUUUAUAAUAUACUUUCUUGUCACAAAUCAAUGAACCUACCGAUUCCGAAUUGGGCUGAAAAAAUAUUGGUAAAUAAUGAUUUCCUAGAGGCUAUUGAGAUAUUAGCAAAAAUAGGCAACUACAAUGAUACAAUGAAAAAAAUUAAUGGAGGACCACUUUUGAAACAAAUGACAAAUGAUAUGAUAGCCAAAAGGAGCGGAAAAUUAAAGAAAGGAACGAAAAUUAAACUUUACAGCAGUCAUGACGUUAAUUUAUAUGCUCAUCUUUAUGCUCUUGGCAUAACAAAAUUUGAUCGUCCCUUCUAUUGUAGUGCAGUAAUUUUGGAAUUGUAUAGUGAUAAAGAAGGCAACUAUUACGUACAGAUUCUAUAUUAUAAAGGGGACACAAGUAGGGUUGAAAUUCUCGAAAUACCCAAUUGUUCGUCAAUGUGUGAAUUAAAUAAAUAUCAGGAAUUCAUAAAAAAAGUAAUUCCCAUUGACGAAAAUGCAGAAUGUUGUGGAUCCGAACAUUGUACUUUAAUAGAAAUAACAAAUAAAAUGAAAUUAUAUUCUAAAUUUUGGGGAUUACUUUUAAUUGCAGUGUGCAUUUCAAGUGAAGAAUUAGGAAGUGAAUUCGAACUGCCAAGGAAUUUGAAACUACAAAUGGUCAACGCCGUUUUUAGGCAUGGUGAUCGUACACCACAACCAAUUUAUGGUGAGACGUAUCCAAAUGAUCCAUUCGUAAAUAUGACCUAUUAUCCUCUGCGAUAUGGUGAUUUAACAAACGUUGGAAAAUUAAGAGCCUUUACAUUAGGCACUUUUUUAAGGAAGAGAUACAACAAAUUUUUGGGUGACUCUUAUAUUCCUGAAGAUAUUACUUCCAUAAGUACAUAUAUAGAUAGGGCAAAAAUGACCCUACUUGCUGUUCUAGCUGCUUUGUACCCUCCAGAUGCAGUACAAAAGUGGCAUCCGACUCUUAAUUGGCAGCCAAUACCAAUACUUUUUGAAAAAAUUGACGACGAUUUUUUGCUGUUUUCUAGAAGAUGUCCUAACUACAUAAAAAUGUGGAAAGAAGUUAGAGAAUCAGAGGAAAUAAGGGAAAUGUUUGUAAAAAUCAAAUCACUUACAAAUAAUGUGACAAAAUUAACAGGAAAAAACAUGACAAAUCACAAUGAUUUAUUCUCUCUUUCUAAUACACUUUCUUGUCAACAAUCAAUGAACCUAUCAAUUCCGAAUUGGGCUCAAGAAUUAUUAACGAAUAAUGAAUUCCUGGAGGCUGUUGAAAUAGUAACAAAAGUAAUGAACUACAAUGAUACAAUGAAAAAAAUAAAUGGAGGACCUCUUUUGAAGCAAAUGACAAAUGAUAUGAUAGCCAAAAAGAAUGGAACAUUAAAAGCAGGAAAGAAAAUUAAACUUUACAGCGCUCAUGAUGUUAAUGUCUCCGGACAUCUUUAUGCUCUUGGCUUAAAGAAAUUUGAAAAUCCCUUCUAUUGUAGUGCAGUAAUUUUGGAAUUGUAUAGUGAUGAAGAAGACAACUAUUACGUACAGAUUGUAUAUUAUAAAGGAGAUACAAGUAAGGUUGAAAUUCUAGAAAUACCCAAUUGUUCUUCAAUGUGUGAAAUAAAUAAAUAUCAAGAAUUAAUAAAAAAUGUAAUUCCCAUUGAUGCAAAUGCGGAAUGUUGUGGAUCAGAACAUUGUACUUUAAUAGAAAGUUCGACAUUCUGAAUACUGUUUACUUAUAAAAUGUAAACCAGUAAUAAAUUAAUAAAUAUAACAAAAAGAAACUAAAAAUUGACUGUUGAUAAUU